Molecule: messenger RNA, 2101 nt
Organism: Styela clava
Lineage: Eukaryota; Metazoa; Chordata; Ascidiacea; Stolidobranchia; Styelidae
Product: aspartate--tRNA ligase, cytoplasmic-like
Biological process (GO): aspartyl-tRNA aminoacylation
Cellular component (GO): cytoplasm; cytosol; aminoacyl-tRNA synthetase multienzyme complex
Molecular function (GO): ATP binding; aspartate-tRNA ligase activity; RNA binding
Source: RefSeq, a predicted model, not a curated record
CGUCAUGUUUGGAUAAAUUGUAAACAAGAAAUCGCCUCUGGCGGAAAAAAUUGACCUGCGGCUUUGGCGAUCGGUAGGCUAUUUUUGGUUAGUUAUUUUAGGCUCAGGGAUUUCUCAGUCUACGCUUAUUUAAUUCGUAAUUCUUAAGAUAUCGGUAUCACCAAUUGCAUAUUUUUGCACUGCUGAAUACCUAACCCACGAAAAUCUGAAAAUGGCGGAUGCGGAAGUUGGAAAACCUGUUUUGGGUCCUGAUGGCAAUCCAACAUCAAAAAAAGCAUUGAAAAAGCAACAGAAAGAAGCAGAAAAGGCUGCUAAGAAGGCUCAGCGUAAAGCUGAAUUAGACGCAGAACAACAAGCAAACCAACAAGAAGAUGUUUCUAAAGAAUUUUAUGGAGAUAUGAAAAUGAUACAAUCAACUGAAAAAUUAGAUCGUGCGUUGGUUAGAGUUGGUGACAUUGGACUGAAAGAAGCUGACCAAUUGUUAUGGUGUCGUGCACGCCUACAUACAUCACGUGCGACAGGCAAGCAAUGCUUUGUCGUUUUACGUCAACAACAAUUUACAAUUCAGGGUUUAUUAGCUGUUGGAGAAAACAUUAGUAAACAAAUGGUGAAAUUUUGUGCAAAUAUCACAAAAGAAAGCAUAGUCGAUGUUCAAGGGUUUGUUCGUAAAGUUGGUACCAAGAUUGAAAGUUGCACUCAACAGGAUGUUGAACUUCAUAUUAAACAAAUAUUUGUUGUAAGCAAAUCAGCACCUCAACUACCUCUGCAAAUAGAAGACGCUUCUCGUCCUGAACCAGAAGGAGAGGAAGAUGAUGGAAGAGCUCGUGUGAAUCAAGAUACAAGAUUAGAUAAUAGGAUUCUGGAUUUAAGGACAACUACAAAGCAAGCCAUAUUUCGACUACAAGCAGGUGUUUGCAGGUUGUUUCGAAACACACUCACAGAAAGAGGUUUUGUGGAAAUACAUACUCCAAAAAUUAUCUCAGCUGCAAGUGAAGGUGGAGCCAACGUUUUUACGGUGUCAUAUUUCAAAAGCAACGCAUUUCUUGCACAAAGUCCGCAGCUUUAUAAGCAAAUGGCGAUUGCAGCUGAUUUUGAAAAAGUCUUUACAGUUGGAGCAGUCUUCAGAGCAGAGGAUUCCAACACUCACAGGCAUUUGACGGAAUUUGUUGGUCUGGAUUUAGAAAUGGCAUUCAAGUACCAUUAUCAUGAGGUCUUACAAACUAUUGGAGAUGUAUUUGUCUCAAUAUUUAAAGGAUUGAGAGAUGAAUGUCAGACAGAAAUUUCAACUGUUGGUAAACAAUAUCCAGCAGAGCCUUUCAAAUUUCUUGACCCAGCUUUAAUAUUAGAAUAUAAAGAAGGUGUCAAGAUGUUAGCAGAAGCCGGUGUGGAGAUGGAUGAAGAAGAAGAUCUAUCAACACCCAAUGAAAAAUUACUUGGACGUCUCGUUCGUGAGAAAUAUGAUACAGAUUUCUACAUCCUAGAUAAGUUUCCUCUUGCUGUCAGACCAUUUUACACCAUGCCUGAUCCAAAGGAUUCAAAAUGGUCGAAUUCAUAUGAUAUGUUUAUGAGAGGAGAAGAAAUCUUGUCUGGUGCCCAGAGAAUUCAUGAUCCUGAGUUUUUGACUGAACGUGCCAAACAUCAUGGAAUUGAUCUGAAUCAAAUUAAAUCCUAUAUUGAUUCAUUCAGAUAUGGAUGUCCACCCCAUGGAGGAGGAGGAAUAGGUAUGGAAAGAGUAACUAUGUUGUAUCUUGGACUUCACAAUAUACGUUCGUCAUCGCUCUUCCCGCGUGAUCCAAAACGCGUAACGCCAUAGGAUAUGACACUCAACCUUAUUUUGUGCUUGUUUCAUUGAGAAGGUGACCUGCUAUGGUGAAGUUUGCACAAAGCAAAAAGUAGCUGAACAAAAUUUAAUAUAAAAAAUUAUGCCUAUUUGUGGGUUUAACUACUAGAUUUCUGACUCUUAUUGCGUUGACGGCUCAUUUUGGGCCAUGAUGCAUGCUUAUCAUACAAUACAUAAUAUAUUUGCCUGGAAAAUAUCAUUUCGUUGUUUGCUUGCUAAUAUGGAUGCUUUGUGAAUGAUAAAUAAUAGUAAAUCAAUUCA